Hydractinia symbiolongicarpus is the source of this 1566-nucleotide messenger RNA. Its product is annotated as coiled-coil domain-containing protein 39-like. The coding region runs from base 93 to 1349 and encodes 418 amino acids. Gene Ontology annotation, biological process: cellular response to lipopolysaccharide; regulation of transcription by RNA polymerase II. NCBI's taxonomy places the organism in Eukaryota, Metazoa, Cnidaria, Hydrozoa, Anthoathecata, Hydractiniidae. The record is from RefSeq and is a predicted model, not a curated record. The transcript has 6 exons.
UAAUCUUAUUAAACAAAAACAGUAGAACGGGUAACUUGAGAAGAGAACACUCAAGAUAGCUGUAUUUCUAUUUUAGCUACAACAAGUUUACUAUGGCAAGUAACUUAAUCAAUUUCUCAGAAGACCCAGAAAGUCUGUACGGAACAGUUUCAAGUUCAAGUAGUCGCCUAACAAGUACUGAUGACCUGAGUAAAGAGGAGCUAGUCAGAAAGUUGAAAGAGUAUCGACAGGCAAAUAUAAAGCUGCUGGAGGAUAAAAGACAUCUUCUUCUUCGUUCACAAGAAGCUUGCAAAGUAGAGGCUGAACUUGAGCAGAGAAAAAAAGACAUGGCACAGUUACAAAAUCGUGUUAAGGCACUGGAAUCUAGCUCAAGAAAUAAUGCUGAGGAGUUGGCAAAUAACACGAUUAAGGAACUUGUUCGUCAACUAAGUAAUACAUCAAAAAAGUCUGUUGAGGAGCAAACACUCGAAGAGAAAGAAGAAGUAUUUCGAGAAAUUAAGUCAAAUUCAUCCACGCGGGAAAGUAUGGACGAAGGGAAAUCAAAAUGUAACUGUGAAGCUGCCACUACUUUAACAGAGGUUAUAAAGGUAAAUCACGUCUGGCAAAAAGAUUACACUCGACUUUCACAAGAGUUUAACAAAGUAAAAGCCCGACUGUGGAAAGCUGAAAGCCAGCUUAGGUUGACCAGACAAGAAAACGAAGAGCUUAUUCGGAAUAUACAAAAAGUGGAAGAACAACAGCCCGACGCAAGAAUGGCUUUCUCAACGGAAAAUAGUACAUACACAUUCGAUGACAUCGAGGCAUUAAAGCAACAGUUGAUCAUAUACAAAGAAGAUUAUACGGCUGAAAAAGAAGAUAAGAAGAAGUUAACUGAAGAGCAAAACAAAUUGAAACUUGAACUUCAGAAAGCCUACGGUAUUAUCGAUAGCUUGACUGUGAAAAAUAACACAAUGAAAGAAAAUUAUCGUCGAGUCAGCUCGGAGAAAGAACACAUCAUAAAAGAACUUCGUCGAUUAUCAACUUCCACCUUACCCUUCUCUCCGGCCUCCCCGCUUACUGCAAGACAUUCGUCGAGUCAAGAAUCAAUAGAUACUCUUAGAAGCGAGGACAUCAUCGCUCACUCGCAAUCACGUCCGCAAUCACCACCCGGCCAUUAUGUACCACCACGCCAUUAUUCGCCACCCCGUCCGUAUUCACCACCAAGAACUUAUUCACCACCAAAUAUACAUAUACCUUUAUCGUUCUACGGAAGUGGUAAUGUCGUCAGAGAUGGUGAAUUUCCCUUGAAUCAAGAACAUAAACAACAAGUGGAUUUAGAUAAGAAAAACGAAAAUAGGUUUUCCUUGUAACUGUUGACAGAUCAUGCUGGUUGUUUAGUGAAAGAAAUACAAAUUUAAAAAGUGGAUAAUUUAGAAUCAUUAAACUAGAAAUAUCUAGAAUCUAGAAAAGCGCAAAUGGGAAGUUUCUAAUUAUAAACAUAAAUGUAUAUCUACAUGUAUAUAUUUAAAUGUUGUAGAACAUUAGUAUUUUACUCAAUUGCAACGAAAUGAAAUAAUCUCGUUUGAA